UCCUCCUCCCAACAGGAAAAAAUAGCCGAAUAAACCCCAGCUGGAGAAAGAAGUGAUCCUGAGCUAGAGAGGGGGCUGGAGACCCCGGGGGAGGGCAACAAGGCCGGCCGAUGUGUCAGCGAUGAAAAUGGCGGCUCCAGGUCCAGGUUAUCCCUCACCCAUGGCUGGAUACCCUGCCCCUCCCUAUUCUUCCCCCCCAUAUUCUGGUCCGUCAGCCCCCCCUGCACCUCCGUCCCCUGGUUUUCAUGACUACCCUGGAAGCAGCAUCCCCCCACACCAUCCGAUGCACCCCCCGACACAUCCACAGCCGGAGCCUCUUCCAGGGGGCACUCCUUACAUGCCUGUGAGCGGCGGAGCUGCCCCCAGCGGGCUGGCAUAUCUGGACCAGAUCGACCAAAUUUUAAUCCAUCAGAAGAAGGAGCUCCUGGAAGCCGUCACAGGUUUCGAGACGUGCAAUCAGUACGAGUUACGGAACAGCAUGGGGCAGAGAAUCUUCACUGCGCAGGAGCGGAGUAGUGUCUGCGCGCGCUGGUUCUGUGGCUCCAGCCGCCCGCUCACCCUCCAGGUCUGUGACCCCUCGGGGCGAGAGAUUAUCCACUUUAGACGUCCGCUGAAAUGCACCAGCUGCUGCUUCCCCUGCUGCCUGCAAGAGAUGGAGGUGCAGAGUCCUCCGGGAAACACCAUCGGUUACGUUACCCAGACCUGGCACCCGUUUGUCCCAAAAUACUCCCUCCUGACCGAGACCCGGGAGCCGGUACUGAAGGUGGUCGGGCCGUGUUUAAUGUCCAGCUGCUGUGGGGACAUCAACUUUCAGGUGAAGCCCCUGUGCGAGUCGCGCAGCGUGGGUCUUAUCAGUAAGCAGUGGGGCGGAUUACCGAAGGAAAUCUUCACCGACGCCGAUAACUUUGGGAUCCAGUUUCCGAAGGAUCUGGGUGUGAAGAUGAAAGCCGUGUUACUGGGCGCCUGCUUCCUCCUGGAUUACGUGUUUUUCGAGAGAUCUCGCUCCAAGACAGAGCGGCAGACGGUGAUCAGCUAACGGUGCCGGCGCCCAGACAAUGACCCCCCA
This is a messenger RNA of Spea bombifrons (plains spadefoot toad), 1066 nucleotides long. RefSeq names its product phospholipid scramblase 1-like. Gene Ontology annotation, cellular component: plasma membrane. Gene Ontology annotation, molecular function: phospholipid scramblase activity. The transcript is spliced from 8 exons. Bases 122 to 1036 code for a protein of 304 amino acids. The record is from RefSeq and is a predicted model, not a curated record. Gene Ontology annotation, biological process: plasma membrane phospholipid scrambling. NCBI's taxonomy places the organism in Eukaryota, Metazoa, Chordata, Amphibia, Anura, Pelobatidae.